UCUCGACGAUGGUUUGGAAAGCCAUUCUACGAUAAUAGAUAGAUCCGCCAUGUUUGUCUUUUCUACGUAUUUUCAACAGCAAUUUGUGGCGAAUUUAAACGUUGUUCCGCGCCUUUAAUAGAUGUACUUCAAACAUUAAAAUACUUUAAUUACUAUACCAGGAUUGAAAUUGGAGUGGCGUUUCAGAUAUAUUGGGAUAUUUGUGUAAAACCCAUGUAAGAUCUAAAUUGCAAAUGGAGUCUCCUUGCAAGCGAGAUUCGCUGAUCACGUGGGGUUAUAAUUUGGGAUACUUUGUGAUUAUUCAGAGAGAGGCAUCUUCCUUCUGAGUUGAUAAAUAGCUAUUAAAAUGUGAAGAGAGUGCAUAGAUAGAUCCAGAUAUAGAAACAGAACUGUCAAGGAUCAGACUGUGAUAUUUUGUGGUGUUUCAAGUGAAUUCGAUAAACAGAAAAUGACACAAUAACAAGUCACAUGGCGCAAGGGUCUCUUGCGGUCUAGAAGAGAGAAGAGGCGUCUUUGGCGUCGUUAGAACUUAUCAUUUGUGUCGUGCAUCGUAGAAAUGAAAAGUAAUCAAGGACUUGAUUGUGUUGUUUUGAAUCGCUAGAGUGCAUGUCGACCCCAUUUUCUCUCAGGAUAUGUUGCAUUGCAGCUAUGGCUCCCGCGCUUACGGAUGCGGCCAGUCAAGCGAAAAUUAAAUUGCCAGGUGCCCCAAUUUCGCCCUCGAAAACGUCAAUACUAAAUGGCAGGGACCCUAAUGACCAACCUACAAAGAAAGGUGAAGUUUGUAAUGUGUUUAAUCCAGUAUUGUUGGGAUCCAAAACAGUAAUUAAAAUACCUAGCACGUUGCAUCAUUUGACUGAGAGUUUAAAGUUAGGGGUCAAGACAUCAAGUCGUGUUAAAACUAAAAGUAAAUCAAAUUCUAAAAAUAAAACAGUUAACCCAGAGAAUAUUCCUGUUAAUGAAAAGGGCUUAUGCAAACAGCAAAAACCUUCCACGUUUCAACAAGAAUUUCUUAAAUCCAUAAACAUUUUUGAUAGAAUGAAUCAACCAGUUCCGGUUAAUGGAAAUCAGCAUUCAGAAAAAGUUACAGAAUCAUGCUCUCUGCCCCCAGUAAUACAGAAUGAUGUCAAACCAAUUCUUGUUAAUGGCAAGACAAAGUUAAAGAAUAAAGAUUUACAUAAUAAAGAAUAUGAAGACGACCUGAAAAAUAAUGUACCUGAGUUUGUCAGUAUGGGAAAUAGAAAUAAUUUAGCUAAUGAUGGUGAAAUUGUAAAUAAUUCAGAUACUGUCACUGAAAAAGAGGACACUGAUUCCGGAACCAUGGUUCCUGAAAUGAAACCACUGUCAUCAUUGGAUUUGGAUAAUAAACAAAGUGAUAUUACAAUUUUAAGUUCAGGUGCAGUGAUUGUUAAUGACGCAGAAAUUAAUAAAAUUAUAACUGUUGCACAGGAAAUGCCAAAGACAAUGCCCCAGGUAUCAAAAGCAGAGAAGCUGAGAGCAGUCAUUGAGGCAUCUAGUGAAAUGGAUCUUCGACUGGAAGCGUCUAAUACACAAGCUCAAUUAGAAAGACGUAUGGAUUUUUAUUUAAGGCGUGUGCGACGACUACAAGGUAGAGAACUGGAACAGCAUGUUCGAAACCAGAUCACACUAUGCGUAGAACAUCAACAGAAAAAUUUGCAGACUGUGACAAGAGCUGUCAGUUCUCACCACAGUUAUGGCUUAAAUGCCAAAAGUGAAUUAAAUACAAACGUUCUGAAUAAAAGCUUGUCAACAGCUGCUCUUGUUAACUUGGUUCAGCAAGCUCAAAAACAAGCAUCACAAAACUCAACAUCAGAAAUUAGUGCUAAAAGACAGGAAACCACAAAUGUGUUGAAUAUGGACCGAAAAACGCGACGUGAAUGUCAGAAAGUUUCUGAUCAAUUUUUGAUGAAUGUUCAUCAUGCAGAAACAGUUAUAGAUUCUGAUGCAACAGAAAGUAGUUCCGGUGGUGAAAGCUGCGAUGAAGGCGACCCCAUUCCAGUUAAUUAUCGUAAACUUCAUAGACCAUUAUACAAAAGGGCUGAAUGGAAAUGGUGUGUUGAACGAGCAGCUGUAGCAUCAAGAUGGACAUGGUUGCAAGCUCAAGUGUCUGAUCUAGAAUAUCGUAUUCGACAACAAAGUGAUAUUUAUAAACAGAUUCGUCAAAGUAAAGGCAGUAUAGUGCUUGGAGACCCGCCUUCUCCACCAAAUUUUAUGACCAGGCCAAAUCCUGGUGGACAGAAAGUUUCUCUAGCUAGUCGUGAUAAAAAAACUGAAAUGUCUCCAUGUAAUAUAUCAAACUUACUGUCCAAUGUGGACAAACAAGCAAAUCGUUUAACUCUUUCUUUAGGUAAUGUUUUAUCACCAGCACCUAGUCCUGUAUUGGGUGCUAAAUCAUGUGCUUCUUCUCCUGCUAGUUCUGUAAACGGUCUAAUAGAAUCUCCGCUUGUGGCACAGGGAUUAGAUUCUGAAGAUAAAGAUAUACUCAUGUCUGUGGAAGAUGGUACCGGUAUCCAGAAUAUAAACAAAUCUCCUGUCACAGAUACAUCUUGCCAAGCGGCCAGGUGUCGUCCAUUACGUAGUUAUAGAAAAAGAAAGUUACUCAGGACUAGAGGUCUGCAUCAAAGCAGUCGUAAAGCCGCACGUCUUUCUACAGUAGACUGUCACUGUUAUCCACCUGUCACGCCUUGUCCAAUGUGCGGGGGUCGUUAUAAUAAUAAGCAGCCAGUGGAUGCAGAUUCUAUGCCAAUACGUGAACGUGUGUCGCUGUUGGAUUCUUCAUUUCAUCCUGUUCUUUCAUUUUCACAUGAUAUCCCUCUUCAUCUCCAUUUUGAAUCUUUGAUAAAAACUGGUAAUUGGAUGACCAAACCUAAUAAAACUAAUGUAAAUAAGAAUAAGAAAAGGAAAUACAAGACUCGUAUCAUCAGUGACCAAAAGAGGAAAUUAAGUAAAAAUGCAGCAGCAGCAAUUCUCCAGUCAGCUAAAAUUCGAAAUAAAUAUGAAAAUAAAGCUAUAAAAAGGGGACAUAACUCUGUGUGGAACUCAAAAGCAAACAAAAAGAGUAUGAAAGUUGAGAAUAAACGUAGAAAAGCGGCUAAGCUGGCUGUGGCUGCAUUGAAGAGACAGGCUCAGUAUUUUUCAUCCGAUUCCAAUUUGGCUAAUUCCAUAUCCGGAGAAGGUAAUCUUUCUUCAAGCUGUUCAGCUUCUUUGCUGAAGGAAAUGAGAGCGGAAUCACUGAGGAAGAAGAGAGGUGAAAAUGCUUAUGACAUCAAUAACAUUGUCAUUCCUUACAGCAUAGCAGCUGCCACAAGAGUAGAAAAAUUGCAAUACAAAGAGAUAGCAACACCCGAAUGGCGGGAUGUUAGUCAAGAAACUUCCUUGGAAGCAGAUCAAUCAAGUUCGGACAUUGAGGAUAUCUCUGAUACAUCAUUUUCUAUUCGACAUCAGAAGUGUGAAGCUGAAGAGAAAAAACGGUUUGCUAGUUUCAUUCAGUAUCCUAUGCGAAGACGUAUCAGAACAGAUUUAGGAAUCUCUACAUCAGACCCAGCCUCCCCAGAUCCACUAGGAACAGAAACAUUCACUCACACAUCUCAGGAACAUCGACCAUCUUCGCCACUCUCGGCAUUUGGUGAUGAAAGUGUAGGAAGUGUUCACAUUCAAAGGAGGAGUAGUUCAAUUUCUAAACGGUUUAGUGUAAGUUCUAGUUUUGAUGAUCCACUGGAGUAUGAAAGGGAAAAGGUUGAUCCUUGGUCUCCUAGAACGUUCCCAUUAUCAGAAGCAGACUAUGAAGAAAUGAAGUCAGUUGAACCUCAUGUUUAUGAGACAUUACCGGUCAUUUCACCUGUUCAACCCACUGUUAAUGCUGAUGUUAUUACUGACUCAUCAAGCCGAACAGAAAGUACACCUGGAAGCAGUCGACCAACAUCUCCAAUACAGAGUAGUUGUUCUAAUUCUGUGAUGGAUGACGAUGAUCCAAAUGAUCCAGAAUGGACAGGUGACAAAUCUCCUGGUAAGGAGGAUUGAGAAAGAAAGGUGAUGAAUGUUUGAAGCUGACUAAAAUUCAAGAUGGAUGAUUACUAUGAAGUAAUCAGGAUGGGUUGGUUGACAGAGGUAAUGGAAGCAGAGUUAUCCCACCGUGGGAUUUCAGGCUGAAAUAGGUGUGCUUUUUCGUGUAUCAUCAUAUUUAGCUGUGGUUUUGUGUAUGCAUCACAAGUUAUACUGAUCAUUUGCACCAGAGAAAGGUCGUGAGAAUAAAUUACAACAAAAAGUGUGUUCACAGCUGUUCUAGUGAACAGUAUAAAAUAGAAUCGAGUGCCAUUUGUAACAAAUAUAAUAUACAAUUGUUCAUAACUUAACAAUUGAGUGUCUUGCAAAGAUAAAUGACAAUUCUACGAAGUUAUUGUAAUAUAGUAUGUGUGAGUACAGGAUAGAAAGACAACAAUUAUUAAUGGGCAGGGGGUGGAUAAAUUUUGUUUGAAUGUGAAACUUGGGGAUAGAGUAAAUAUAUAUAUAUAUACAUGUAUACACAUGUUUGGACAUCUCUACUGUACAAUAGAAGAAAUCAUGUCAAGAUAUAAACUCUCAUCAAAUGGUAUGAAACAUUUGACUGUUCUUUGUAACAUAUUUUGAAAAUGUUGUGUUUUUAUUUUGAUUUUGUAGAUUUGUUUGUUAAUUUUGUGUAUUAUGGUUGCUAUUGUAGAUAGCAGAGUAUAUAUUGUGCAUUUCUCUACCAGCAUUUCAUUCCCGUAACAGUUACACUACCAAUUAAAUUUGUGUUUGUCUUGGAUAAUAUUAGAAAUUCAAAAAUGUUUACAAGAAAUUUGAAAUCCAUGAUCAAUUUUCUAACAGAUUAUUUUUUUGUAGAAUAUCUCUUAUCAUGAGGCAUUUAUGUUUGAAUUUUAUAUAUUAUUCUUCAAAAUGAGAUAUUAACUCUAGAUUAACUCUACUUCAUUUUUACUGGUUAUCUUUAUUUUUAUAUUUUGAAUAUUCAUGAUUAGUGAUUAUCUUAUUCCUAAAUUACAUGUUCAUUUUCUUUAGUAGCUUCUCCAUUGUAAUUUAAACUGACAGCCAGAUAUAAGAAGACAAAACUAAUAAUCUAUUGGUGCAUUUAUACAUGUACAUUGUAAAUUUAUCGACCACAAGUGCUGAAAUUAAUAUCCAUAUAUACUGAAAUACAUUCUUUGUUUUUGAAUGACAUUGUGUUGUGAAUAUAUUUGAUAUUUGACAUCCGAAAUAUAAAUCAUUACUGUUUAAAAGUAUCUAAAAAAUCAAACUUAUCAGCUUAGAAGUUCUCAAAAUUAACAGUACUGCUGGAUUGACUAUAGAUGACUCAAAAUUCCAAACUUUUAAUAUUAAAUAUCCCUGAGAAAAAACUAGGUCUACAGUGAUAAAGAAUUUGAACCUGGAUACAUGUAUGUACAUUUAGUUAAUAAUUGUAAAUGAUUUCCGAUUACCAUAUUGUAGUGUAUCGAGAAAUCAGGUUUGUAUUGUAUGAUUCUCCAUGUUUCAAUAUAGUGUUGCAGACUCUCAGGGACCGUACAAUAGAAAUACAUUAAUAUUUUCUUAAAAUUUUGUCAUUUCUCAAAAAAUUAUCAUAAAAUGGAAAAAUUUAACAAAUAUAAAUUUCACUGUUUCUCAUAAAAUGAAACAAAUUUUUUUUCAAAAUAUAAAAUUAACCAUAAACGCUACUCCCAAUAAUCAAUUUCUAUACUAAUAAACCCAGUUUUGAAUAACAAAAUCAGCCAGGCAUUUUAUGAACCCAAGCUUGCUCUCUUUCAUUUUCUAUUUGACAGUUAAACCCCAUUUCAUUUCAUUUUCUAUUUGACAGUGUGAACAUACUGUAUGUACAUGUAUGACCUCCAGGCUAGCAAUCCAGCAUCUUACCCACCAUAGGUAUAUGAACAUAGGAGAAAACGACUGUGCUACUGGUGUGACGUUCUUAUCCACAUAACACUGGCUGAACACCACUUCAUGGACCGGAAUUAAGUUAUUUACUGUCAUUACAGUUGUAUAAAAAAAAGUCAUAAUAUUUGAUAAUGAUAAAAACAUAAAAAGUCAUGAAAUGUGAUAAAAACAUUAUGAAGAUAUAAAAUUUGAUAAAAAAACCCAUAAAAUUCCAUGAAAAAAAUUCAUAAAAAUGUAAAUUUAUGACAAAAAUCUGUGUACGGUCCCUGGAGUCGGGAAUAACUGAUUCAAACUAAUACACAUGUAAACUUGAUAUACAGUGGAAUCUGUCGCUUCCGACAUCGUACGGGAUCGUUAAAAUAUGCUUGAUUACACAUGACGGAAUACUCAAUACCGAAAGUAUUAUUGUACCUUCGAAUACCAUUAGUAUAAUCUUCGGUUGUAUUAUUUGGUGGCAAAAAUUUGAUAUUUACGUUGCUAUAGCGCUCGCAUUUUUAUCACAUAAUGAUUGGUCGGGUAAUUCUCUGAAAACCAAACCAGUUUCAUCACAAUUAAAAAUGAUUUUUUCAGGAGAAUACCCUUCAAUAAUAUGCAGAGUUCUUCAAUGGCACCCUAGAUUCGUAGAAUGUUUAAAGGCUUUGAUGUUGAAACCACUCUUCAUUCCGUUAAUAUCAAGGUAAUCAACAAAGACCGACACGAGUAUUAAUCUCACCGAUAAUUGAUUGGUGAUUGCUUGUCAAUCUUUUGUAUUUGAACACCGAUGGAUUGAAGUCCAGAUUAUACAAUGUUAAUUCAAUGCAAAUCGUGUUACGGGACCGCUGAUUGAUGUCGUAAUUCGUAAUAUUCAGAAUACACAAAACUGUUUUGGUUGAAGUAAUAAGGAAAUAAAUCGAGACAUGGAAAUGAUGACGGAUUUCACAGAAUGCCGUAGUAUUCAGAAGCCGGAUGUCAGAGUCCACUGUACAUGUAUUGACAGUUGACACACUUGAUACCAAACCAGUGUAUUGCAUUUGUAAUUCGGACUGCCAGAAUCUAUUAAAGCCCCAAUAUGCAAGUUAAGUCAAAAAUAUGUACUAGUAAAGGCUAUUUUUAUUAUGUAAUUAAUCUGAGUACAGUAUAAAAAAUCUUCAUAAGGAAUGGUUUUGCAUGUAUGAAAAAGACAGCAGAAUUAUUAUAUGUAAAAGCAACAGAAACCAGUGUUAAGUUUACAUAGCCAGAAAAAUUUAGAAUUUAUUGUUUUGAAAACUUUGGACAAAAAUGUGUUGGUUUUUUUUUUUAAAAAUACUACUUUUCAUUGUGCAGGGUCUCAAACUCUAAAUUUAACAUUUAUUCCGGCAUGUUGGGGCUUUAAAAUGAUUUUUUUUUUUUAUUCAUUUCAUAUUAUUUCUGUUAAUGGUUCGUAAAUUUUAAUUUCUGCUCAAUUCAGUCAGGAAUGAAGUUACUUAAGUCAAAGCAGAACAACAAGUUUAUAUUGGGAUUUGACAAAAGAAAACAUUUUGAUGUUUUUUGUUCUUGAAAUUAAGUUUUUGAUAAAAUACAUUCCAACGGCAUGUCAGUUCUUGAUUUAUUGCUUCCUCUUUUGUAGUUACUUUUUUUAAUGUAGAAAUAUAGUGCAGCACAAAUCUAUCUGGUUUCAACAUAAGUUGAUAUUCCUGUUUCUGUGACAAACAUAAGAUUAAUUACGUGAAAUGAACUCUUGUCUGAAAAGCUUUUCUAUAACUUCAAGUUUAACAUUGAAUUUAUUAUAGCUUUUAUUAUUUGCAUCCAUAUUUCUUUGUACUCUUCUUUGAAAACUGUUAAAAUAAUGAAAACAUAAUCUCUAAAACUUGAAGCUUUUUUUGUCUGUUAACUUUGCAGAUUAUGUAGUGCAUAGUGCAAUUGUUAAAAUUAUAAAAAAAAUAUAAAUAAAUCUAAAUGAAG
Messenger RNA from Patella vulgata (common limpet), 7839 nucleotides. RefSeq names its product KAT8 regulatory NSL complex subunit 1. The coding region runs from base 607 to 4038 and encodes 1143 amino acids. Lineage: Eukaryota; Metazoa; Mollusca; Gastropoda; Patellidae. The record is from RefSeq and is a predicted model, not a curated record. Gene Ontology annotation, cellular component: NSL complex. The transcript is spliced from 8 exons. Gene Ontology annotation, molecular function: histone acetyltransferase binding.